AUGACAUACGUUCGUUGUUGGUUUAAGGAGUUAUUAAUGGCUCUUAUCGUUGGUCUCGCGAUGUGUGCUGAAAUGAACGAAAUAGUUUCGAGAGUGGCGAUGCUGGCUCAGAGACCAACGAGGAUCGUCGGUGGAAAAGACGCGGAAAAAGGGUUACAUCCUUGGCAAGUGUCCGUUCAUUGGGGAGAUCGAGGACGAAAAGUUGCGACGAGACACAUCUGUGGCGGAAGUUUAUUGACAGCUGGAUGGAUAUUGACAGCUGGACACUGCAAAACCCUGACACCGCCGUUUGGAGAAUUUUUAAUCCUGGCUGGGAAGUAUAAAUUGGGCGUUCCCGAAGAAACUGAGCAGAGUAGAUUGGUAGAUAAGGUAUUUGUCCAUCCGCGAUACGACGGGAGUAUAGCACCGUACGAUAUUGCGUUGAUGAAAGUCGAACGACCUUUCCAAUUGAAUCCUUUCGUUUCCACGGUUUCGUUGCCGUAUCCUGAUUCAGUCCCUAUGGGAGAAGCUGUGCUCACAGGAUGGGGGAGUAUAGGAAGAACUCGGUCACCAGAGACACCGGAGAAUCUGCAGGCAGCUGUGCUACCGAUUCUUGAUUACGAUUUCUGUAAGGAAACUUUGGAUAAAGUUUUGAAGCCGAAGGAAAAGAAUCCUCUGCAUACGACGAAUGUGUGCACCGGUCCUUUAGAUGGAAGCUUGUCUGCUUGCAAGGGCGACUCAGGGGGACCUUUAGUCGCUAGGAACGCGUUCGGCGAGGCAGACGUGGUGGGAAUCGUUUCGUGGGGUUUAUUUCCCUGUGGCGGAAAAAGCGCGCCAUCCGUCUACACGAGAGUAUCCGCCUUCGUCACAUGGAUCACCGUGAUCAUGUUAAACUAUUCUUAA
Molecule: messenger RNA, 882 nt
Organism: Habropoda laboriosa
Lineage: Eukaryota; Metazoa; Arthropoda; Insecta; Hymenoptera; Apidae
Product: trypsin-like
Exons: 4
Coding region: 1-882 (293 amino acids)
Biological process (GO): proteolysis
Molecular function (GO): serine-type endopeptidase activity
Source: RefSeq, a predicted model, not a curated record